Messenger RNA from Linepithema humile (Argentine ant), 1473 nucleotides. RefSeq names its product clavesin-2-like. The record is from RefSeq and is a predicted model, not a curated record. NCBI's taxonomy places the organism in Eukaryota, Metazoa, Arthropoda, Insecta, Hymenoptera, Formicidae. Gene Ontology annotation, cellular component: membrane. Gene Ontology annotation, molecular function: phosphatidylinositol bisphosphate binding.
AUUAUUACAUCUCUUUAAGAGAUGACUUUCGGACCUUUCUUUUACCGUCGCUUAUAUUUACUUGCUCUUACACAUCGUUUGCCUUUUAGUUACGUAAAAGCGCAAGGCAACCGGUUUUGACACGACAUACAAGUGGGGGUAUUUUACUUUACUAUACGAGCGUGUGCAAUAUUUGAUGCGACUGUCGGCGCAAAUCAAAAUGUGAACCGCAGUCGCGUGUAGUGCAUUCAAUCGCUGAGAGUGAAUUGCACAUGUGAGAGCGCGCGUGUUUAAGUUCAAAUUGUUCAAAGUUCUAUUAGUGAUUUAGCAUUUUUAAACGCGAUUUAAAAAAGUGAAUAUUAGAAAAGAGAAUAAUUAACUAUAAAUAUCUUCUGAACAUCAAUUGUGAAAAACAUUGCGCAUAUGGAAAACUGACUCUCGACGGCAAAAAAUAUUAUAAUUUUUAUUCUGCAGAAGAAACUAGUUUCAAGCUAUCGUCAACAUUAAAAAAAUUUUGACAGGAUGAUGCUUGGCCAUACGAUCGACGAUUCGCGGAAGAAAUAUCCGGAAAUCACGGACAAACUUCUGGAGAGUCUGCAAGAGUGGGCAAAAAAUCGCAAUCUUCCAAAGAUUCCUGAAGAGCAAUUGGCGUUAUUUGCGCACAGUUGUUAUUUCGAUUUAGAAGACACGAAACGAUGUAUGGAUGCUUAUUACAAUAUGCGAACUACUAUCCCGGAAUUUUUUAAAGACCGAGAUUCCAGACUUGAUUAUCUGCAGCAUUCUCUGAAAGCCUUGGAAUUCGUGGCCCUUCCGAAGCCGGAUCGAAACGGUAACUGGAUAAUUUUUCAUCGACUGGCGGAUUCACGGCCGUCCCAAUAUAUGAUCAACGACGGCAUAAAGCUGCUGUUGAUGUCCAUCGACGCGAGUCUCUAUACAAACGGCUGUUCGCCGGGAUACGUGUUUGUUUUCGACAUGCAAAAUGUGGGGCUUGGCCACUUGACCAGACUAUCGAUAAACAGUCUCCGAAGGUUCUUCGAGUACCUUCAGGAAGCCAUGCCGGUUAGACUCAAGGCCAUGCAUGUGUUGAAUACGGUGUGGUUCAUGGACAAAGUGCUCGCGCUCAUCAGACCCUUCAUGAAGCGAGAACUUUACGAAAUGCUUCACCUUUAUCCGGGUGACGUCUCCGACGUGUAUUCUCAUAUUCCGCCCGAGUGCCUGCCGGAGGACUUUGGUGGGAAAUUGGAUUGCGUCGCAAACCUUCAUAAAGAACAUUGUAUAAAGAUAGAGCAAUUGCGGGAUUAUUUUCGGGAAGAAGAAGCUCUGUUCCACAAUUAUUCGCCUUUGUCAAAAUAAACAAUCAAAAAGUUAUGCAAAUUACUUAUUACUUAUGGAGAAUUCAAAAGAUCGGUGAUGAUGGUUGAGCCAAUAUAUAAUAUGUAAUAGAUAACUACUUAAUAUAUUAUAAACAGAUGAAUAAACAUAGUCGUGACGUAA